Molecule: messenger RNA, 401 nt
Organism: Drosophila grimshawi
Lineage: Eukaryota; Metazoa; Arthropoda; Insecta; Diptera; Drosophilidae
Gene: kud
Product: transmembrane protein 258
Exons: 2
Coding region: 83-319 (78 amino acids)
Biological process (GO): protein N-linked glycosylation
Cellular component (GO): membrane-bounded organelle
Source: RefSeq, a predicted model, not a curated record
UUUAAGAGCAACCCUAACCGCUUCCAGGCCGGCCACGUACAAGUACAAGGAAUUGAUAAAAACGGAGAAUAACAAUUAAAUCAUGGAGCACAUGCAACGCUACGUUUCACCGAUCAAUCCAGCGGUCUUUCCACACCUGGCCACUGUUCUGCUCAUCAUUGGAACGUUCUUCACAGCCUGGUUCUUCGUCUUUGUGGUGUCCCGCAAAAGCACCAAGGAGAGCACAUUGAUCAAGGAGCUGCUGAUCAGUCUGUGUGCCUCGAUAUUCCUUGGAUUUGGCAUUGUAUUCCUCCUGCUAACUGUCGGCAUUUACGUAUGAGGCGAAAACAAAUGAGAUCAUUCCGUUUUAGAAGAGAUUUAUGCAUGAAUAAAAAAUUAUGUGUUGUGGGCGUGUUAACGUA